Kluyveromyces lactis is the source of this 1227-nucleotide messenger RNA. RefSeq names its product TLC domain-containing protein. Gene Ontology annotation, biological process: ceramide biosynthetic process. The transcript has a single exon. Gene Ontology annotation, cellular component: membrane. The coding region runs from base 1 to 1227 and encodes 408 amino acids. The record is from RefSeq and is a predicted model, not a curated record. Gene Ontology annotation, molecular function: sphingosine N-acyltransferase activity. Lineage: Eukaryota; Fungi; Ascomycota; Saccharomycetes; Saccharomycetales; Saccharomycetaceae.
AUGCCUCCAAAGAAUCAAUCACCUGAACUGAGACGAAGACGUACCACUUCAAUUGGUAGAAUAAAUUUAGGAGAUACUUCUGUCCCAAGUUUGUCUACCAUGUCUGUGACUGAAGAAAGUAAGCAUGCUUCUGAGGCAAGACUGAAGCUGUUGUCUAGCUCCUCUGAAAAGGAUAUUGAUGUCUUGAGAAAAUUAUGGUUGUCUUAUAGAGAGCUCAGUUACCGUCAUUCAUGGUUGACGUCGCUAUUGAUUAUCUCCGUUAUUUACCUGUUCUACAUUUGCUCGGGUAACAGGACUGCAUCCAACCCAUUGCAUAUGUUUGUUGCCAUUUCUUAUCAAAUUGGCGACACCAAUAUGUAUGGUAAGGGUCCAAAGGAUCUAUGUUUCGUCUUUUUCUACAUGAUCUUCUUUACCUUUUUACGUGAAUUCAUCAUGCAAGUCAUCUUACGUCCAUUGUCUAUCAAAAUGGGUAGCACCAGGGAAAAUAAAAUCAGAAGAAUGAUGGAACAGAUGUAUUCGAUCUUCUACUAUAGUAUCUCUGGACCAUUCGGUCUUUACAUCAUGUACCAUACUGACCUUUGGUUGUUUAGAACAGAUACGAUGUACAAGACCUAUCCAGAUUUCAACAACGAAUAUCUGUACAAGAUAUUCUAUUUGGGUCAAGCAGCAUUCUGGACCCAACAAUCUUGUGUGCUCACUUUGCAACUGGAAAAACCAAGGAAGGACUUCCAAGAACUAAUUUUCCAUCAUAUUGUCACAUUGGCUUUGAUCUGGUUAUCUUACGUGUUCCAUUUUACUAAGAUGGGUCUUUCUGUUUAUGUCACUAUGGAUGUUUCGGAUUUCUUUUUAUCCUUGUCUAAGACUUUUAACUACUUGGACUCUUCUUUAACUCCGCCCUUCUUCCUUUUCUUUAUUGUUUCCUGGGUUUACUUGCGUCAUUACAUCAAUUUAAAGAUUCUCUGGUCCUUGUUAACUGAAUUCACGACUGUCGGUAACUACACGUUAAAUUUUGCAACACAACAAUACAAGUGUUGGAUCUCUCAACCUAUUAUUUUCGUCCUUUUGUUCGCGCUACAUUUGUUGAACCUAUUCUGGUUAUUCUUUAUCGCCAGAAUUUUGUAUCGUCUAGUGGUACACGGUAUCCAGAAGGAUGAAAGAAGUGACAGUGAAUCAGAGAGCGAAAAUGAACCAGAAAAGGAGUCUGCUGUAGAUGAAAAGAAACAAUAA